Molecule: messenger RNA, 683 nt
Organism: Dermatophagoides farinae (American house dust mite)
Lineage: Eukaryota; Metazoa; Arthropoda; Arachnida; Sarcoptiformes; Pyroglyphidae
Source: RefSeq, a predicted model, not a curated record
AUGUAAAUAAUACGAAUAAAUCGAAUACAAAUAAAGUGAAUAAAAAGCAAAAGUCAACAACAACAACAUCGAAGUCGAAAACAAUGAUGGAAACCAAUGGUCAUUUAUCUGGUACUGGGGAACAAUCGAAUUUGAUUGAAACAAUUGAUAAAAAACGAUCAAUAUCAUCGAAUCAACAACAAUCGAUAAACAACACUACAGCUGAUAGGCAAUUUGUAUGUACUUAUGAUGGAUGUGGUAAAAUUUAUUCAAAAUCAUCACAUCUAAAAGCACAUCUUCGCCGUCAUACUGGUGAAAAGCCAUUCGCUUGUGAUUGGCCUGAUUGUAGUUGGAAAUUUUCACGUUCAGAUGAAUUAUCAAGACAUCGACGAUCACAUACGAAUGAUAAACCAUAUGAAUGCCCAAUAUGUCAUAAAAGAUUUAGCCGUAGUGAUCAUCUAAAUAAACAUCUUAAAGUACAUCGUAAAGAUUUUCCUGAAUCAAAAUUUAAUUUUACAUUCUAUAUGCGUCGUGGCCAGGUUGGACGUAGACCAAAAUCUGUUAGCUAUUUAAAUCAAGAAGUAAUGCAAGAACAGAAACGUCGUAUUGAAAAUCAAUUGGCUGAAGCUAAAAAAGAAUUAUUAAUGAAACAACAAUCAUUACAAUCAAAUCAAGAUUUAUUGAUUAAUAAUAAUAAUAAUAAU